Messenger RNA from Mycetomoellerius zeteki, 4039 nucleotides. Its product is annotated as WD repeat-containing protein 66. NCBI's taxonomy places the organism in Eukaryota, Metazoa, Arthropoda, Insecta, Hymenoptera, Formicidae. Gene Ontology annotation, molecular function: protein binding. The record is from RefSeq and is a predicted model, not a curated record. Gene Ontology annotation, cellular component: motile cilium. The transcript is spliced from 21 exons. Bases 1 to 3036 code for a protein of 1011 amino acids.
AUGGCGAUGUAUACUGCCACUUUUUCGUCGAUUGUCGGUCGAUCUCAAGCCGACACUACCGAAGAUACGGAAAACACUGAAAUAACUGUGAAGAAAAAAUGUCUCGAGCAAGGAUUCACAGAGUACGAUCUCUGUCCAUUCAAACUACAGUGGUCCUUCGGAUUAAAUCCGGAAGUACCGGUCAUAAAUCUAACUACUAAAAAUCGUGCAUUAUUGGCAUACGCCUGUUCUCACGUGGCGAUAAUUUAUGACUAUAGUUCAAAGAAAAUGUUACCACUCCUAGGUCAUCGAAAUCCUGUUAAAACGUUAUCAACCUCGCGUGACGGCAAGUGGUUACUAACAGCGGAUUCCGGAGAGGACAGUGUAGUAGUGGUUUGGGAUACAGAAAAAGGGGUUCCCGUUUGCACAUUAUUUAAUCCACAUAACAGUGAAGAUAUCACAGCUGCUGCUAUUAGUCCUAAUGCUAAACAAAUAGUCACCGUUGGCGGUAGAAAAUGUCAGAAUGUGCAUUUUUGGUUAUGGACUUAUGGAAGAGACAAACCAGAUGCAUCGACUUCGUUAAUCAACAUUACUGAACGUGUCAAGGGAAUAACUUUUAACGACGAAUGUCCAGAACAAUUUGCAUUGACGACUGAUUAUCACGUUUUAUUCCUAACUUGGAAUGGUCACGCUUUGAACUACGAUUGUCCCAAAAUUAUGACAAAAGUACAACAUAUUGGUGUCUUUAAUGCAUCAUGCUACGUUCCAAAAAUACAACAAGUAUUUACAGCAAGUACAAAUGGCUACAUUUUAGUAUGGAGCAAUGUUUUCUGCAAAGACAAGCACGCUUCUGAUACUAAUUAUAAGAAGAAAAAUAUGCUUGUUACGGGAAAUUCAAAUGGUCGUGUUACUUUCUAUGAUUAUCAAUUGAGACUUUUGUAUUGGUAUGAAAGUUGCGAUCUUGAUUCCAUUCGAUGGCUAAGCUUUGAUCUUCAAUCUAAUUUGUUAGCUCCGGUAUUUGCCGUCGAUGUAUCUGAAAGUAUGCUUUGGAGACGUAUGCCCAGUAGCAAAACGGUUUCAAAACUCACUGUAAAUGCGGAAUAUAUUUCACAAAAUUACAAGAGUAAUAAGACCGCCGAAACUAACAAAACAACAUUGAAUUCUUUGUCAACGGAUGCUACUCUACGGUGUUCUCCAUUUAAUGUCCGAAAUUUUCUUGUGUGUUCUUCUGCGGGAAUAAUAGCAUUGAUGGAAAUUACAAAGCAGAAAUGUCACUUUGUGUUUCGUCAUCCGGUUGCAAUUGUGACUAGUAUGGACAGUCAUCCAGAAAGCAAUUAUAUGGUUGUGGGCGACGCUCAGGGAACCGUACAUUUAUACAAUCAUGAAAAGUGCACUCUGAUAACAUCUUGGAGCACGCCACCUCUUCCAGACUAUCGGCCGAUUUUCGAAAAGCAGAAGAUUGAGGAAAAUAUUGUUUAUGUCACCUGUCCGCAAAGUCACGAGACCCUGAAAGCCGUUACGGCUCUGAAAUUCUCACCAAGAUGCGAUAUGUUAGUGAGUGGUUUAGAGAAUGGGGCGAUCUGGAUUCUACAUCAUAUCACCUUAGAUCCUAUAGAUGAAAUACCAUAUAAACAUUCUUCGACAGCCAUUAAUAAAAUUACUUUCACACGGUGUGCCGAAUACAUGGCUUAUGCAGAUAACGCAUUGACUGUAGUAGUAUUCAAGAGAAAUGGUACGACCGUUGCUUCAAAGGAUUACAAUUUGUGGAACUUGAUCGGAAAAUAUCACUCGCAUUACUUACCUAUCAGAGAUAUACUUUUCGGCCCGGUUGCAUCCAAUUCCGAUGUACCGCGGUUUUUCUCUUUAGGAGAGGAUCGAGAGCUCGUCGAAUAUGAUCUCGCGCACAGCGGACCAUAUCCAGUGCCAGGACUUCAAAUCUUGCGUAUCGAUCGAAUCGAACAAAGUGCCGUUCCUCUUUGCCUAGCGUGGUACCCCGUGUCCAGCAUUGAAAAAUUCCUCAUGAUCUCAAAUUCUGAAUACAAAUAUAAGAUCUUCAGUGAUGCUACCAAGGCAAUUCGCGGUACUUAUUUAGGACCCAUAUUCAAAAAGCCAGUGGAACAUAUUCAAAUCUUAACCGAUAAACUUAACAACGGCUAUGUGGUAUUUGCGACCGAUAGAGAAAUUGGUCUUCAGUUAAUGCCUUUUGAUGGUAAUCCGUACAAGAUUGUCGGCAUAACAGGCCAUCCUCAAAAAAUAAUAGGUAUCUCUGUUAGCAACAAUAAAGAAAUACUUUUUACCGCAGGUUACAACGAUCCAUGUGUGUUAAUGUGGAAAAUCAAACUGAAAUCUGUUGACAUAAUGGCACGAUUAGGCGGAGAAGGACUAUCGCCGUUUUAUUGCCUCAUCAAAGGUGGGAAAAAAGGAUGGUUAGCAAACGAGAUAAAGGAUCUGUUCUAUUAUGGACAGAUAUUACAUCAAGGCGAGAAUAUGAUCGCUGUUAGAACCGUCUCCGACACUGUGGUUGUCGAGCAAAUUCCAAAUCUUAUGCGAGCUAUUGGAUAUUUUCCGACCAACAAAGAAGUAGAGAAUAUUAUGACAGAAGUAUGCUACAAACGUUACGUUGAAACCGGUAAAUUUGUCGAAGAGAUCACUUUUGAAGAAUUCAUACGACUGUAUGUGAAUCACCGACCGGUGUUUGGAAUUUGCAUGCGUCACGUAAAGGAAGCUUUUCGUACGUUUAUCGAAGAAAAUUCCGACAUGGAAAAUCCUACUUUAACGCGAGAGCAGCUUGUAAAUAUUUUACUAGGAGGAAUGGUAUCGAAAACUUUACUGGAAGAAGAUAAACUUAUUGGUGAACCGUUAACUUUGCAAGAAGCAUAUACAUAUCUCAAGACACUCAUGUUUCCUAAAGAGGAAAUGAUUGAGAUUCAACCAAGUCUGUCUCAAAGAUCCAUAUCCUUCAAUUUCCGUUUCCUUCCGGCGAGGAUAUCUUACAAAGAUUUCACCAUGGACAUCAUGGGUGUUGAAUCGUUGGAGGAAACUAUGGCUGACAAUUGAGAAAAUCAGCACGACGGUUACUUGAAGUAUUCUAAGAGGAAAUUUUUUACAGCUAUGUACCGCUGUGACAAGGUCCGUUAAAAAGAGCUUGAUAAACCAAAGAAAAAAAACUGCGCGCGCGACUGUUUCGUUCUUUUAAAAUUAAAAUUAAGAUUAAGAGAGCGCUAGAAGAAAAGACUGGCAGAAUCGUCGCCGGCAUUUGUCCGUCGUUUGCUUCUUCGGUUCGCAUAAAAAUAUUUAAACUAUACAACACACGAAACUCAAGGAAUAAUGUAAAAGAGCAUGACGUAGAUUCGUUUCCUCGUACUUGUUGCUGUAAUACUGUUCAGCAAAAUUUUCAAUAAACAUUUCGUAAUCAUUAUUUCUAAUAUUAUAGUACUUGCGAUUGCGCAUCGUUAUUUUAUCAAUCAACAGUUUAUAGCCAAAGAACGUCUAUCUGUCUAUUCACCGAUAUUUGUAAACCCGUACAAUAAAAUUAAUACAACCACAGACAAUUACCAUAGACCGGUUUUUUCUACGUGGUAUAUAGAAUUGUCAGCGGAAGAGAUGUUUUGAUUGUUGAAAGAAUAAGAUUUUAUUCCAAGACAAUACCUAUAUGAUAGACUAGAAGCAAGGAAAGAUUCGCCUUCCGAGAGGUACAUUGCUUUAAGGAAGCGCUAUACAACAACAUUCGCUACACCGCAUCGUCAUCAUUAAAGAAACCAAUCAAUGACACUUAGCGUAUAUAGCGAUUUAAAAAUUUAGAAUAGUUUUUGAUAUCAAUAAAAAAAGAAGAUAAUCAUUUCCGUACCCGCGGUUUUAGAAAAAUUAAAAAGACCGUGGUACAGAUACUGCCAGAAAUACUAAUCUCAAGUCGAAUUGCAAUCAGGCGAUUCAAGUGAAGAUUCUAAGAUUCGUGAGACGCAACCCUGCCACAUUAUUAGGCUCGCGUACGAUUUCGCAUUGUUACCUAUACUAUCAUCAACAAGGUACCAUUAAACACCGACUUAUAGAAAUUUAUAGG